AUGGGGACGAGACGAGUGGACUGUGAUGCAUUGGCGACUGUUUAUAUCCCAACAACAACCAAGGCGAGCACUAUUGAUGCAGAAAAUCUAUCGAGUGAGGUCAUCGAUACAAUCGCCAGCCGCUGGAAAUCAUUCCCGGCGGACACCGCCGAGAGUUUCGAGAAGAACUCAGACCCUCUCGACCUGCUCAGACUCAAUGAGCGCUGA
Molecule: messenger RNA, 207 nt
Organism: Puccinia triticina
Lineage: Eukaryota; Fungi; Basidiomycota; Pucciniomycetes; Pucciniales; Pucciniaceae
Exons: 3
Coding region: 1-207 (68 amino acids)
Source: RefSeq, a predicted model, not a curated record